UUAGUGCCCGGGGGCAUCAGGGGUAAUCUUCGUAACCGGCGUGAGAGUGUGUCUCCUACAGUAGCACAGAUGUUGUAUGAGGACAUGUUGCUGGGCCGAUACUUGGAGGACGCCUGUGCUCGCUUAUAUUAUCGCGGCAAAACAGCGGGUUUUGUGCACCUGUAUACUGGGCAGGAGGCAGUGAGUACUGGGGUUCUGAAGCUGCUGCGGAAAGAUGACGCAGUGGCCUCUACAUACAGGGAUCAUGUACAUGCAACUAGCAAAGGAGUGCCUCCCCGAGAGGUGUUUGCUGAACUCUUCGGGAAAAAAACUGGUUGCUCCCGGGGCUUUGGCGGCUCGAUGCACAUGUUCUCUAAGGAGUGGAACCUUUACGGCGGCUUCGCCUUCAUCGGAGAGCAAAUACCAAUUGCUUUGGGUGUGGCAUUCAGUCAGCUGUACCGGCGGCUUGCUCAGAGGGAGCUUCCUGGCGAAAAGGAUCAGGUAACGGUUUGCUUUAUGGGAGAUGGAACGACAAACAUGGGACAGUUCUACGAAGCUAUGAACAUGGCGUCCCUUAUGAAGCUCCCUAUAGUCUUUGUGGUCGAGAACAACAACUGGGCUAUUGGUAUGGCGGCUCAGCGCAGCACAGCAGUGCAGGAGAUUCACUUAAGGGGGCCCCCUUUCGGGGUCCCCAGCAUCGAAGUGGACGGAAUGGACGUCCUGGCCGUCCGUGCCGCUGCCCGACAGGCAAUUGAUAGAGCACGAAAUGGGGAGGGACCCUCUCUCAUAGAGGCGCUAACAUACCGAUUUAGGGGCCACUCGCUGGCGGAUCCCGAUGAGCUACGCUGUCCUGAUGAAAAGGCGGCGUUUGUGGUGCGGGAUCCUGUGAAGCAUUUUGAACAGUACCUGCUAGGUAUGGGAUAUGCCAAUGACGAAACUCUGGAACUGACACGCAAUAAGAUUAAGGCCAUCGUGGAGGAUGCCGUGCAGUUCGCUGAGGCGUCUCCGGUACCAGAUGUCGCGUCAGCAGGAGAAUCCACUUUCGCCCCUUCAUACCAAUCCGAGGGUUUUGAUCAUCUAAGCCCCUCGGAGUUAGCCGCCUACGCGAGGGCUCUCAAGAUAGAGCUGGAUCGUGAGGCGCGAAGGGCUGCAGGCGAACGUGUUGUGCCACCACCUGUGGAAAAUGACCACAACCCCCCGAUUGUUAUUGACUGA
Molecule: messenger RNA, 1194 nt
Organism: Cyclospora cayetanensis
Lineage: Eukaryota; Apicomplexa; Conoidasida; Eucoccidiorida; Eimeriidae
Product: pyruvate dehydrogenase E1 component subunit alpha
Exons: 5
Coding region: 70-1194 (374 amino acids)
Biological process (GO): pyruvate decarboxylation to acetyl-CoA
Cellular component (GO): intracellular membrane-bounded organelle
Molecular function (GO): pyruvate dehydrogenase (acetyl-transferring) activity
Source: RefSeq, a predicted model, not a curated record